UGAUUCAGUGGAUGCCCCGACAGUCCCCAAUUUUACUAUCUUUCCACGCUCCUCAGUGGACUGGUCUAAAAUACCAGAGAAAAACCGCCUGAAGGUUCAGUUGAUGGAUACCUGUGAUUCGGUGAAAUUUCAGUGCCCAGUUGAUCCAUCGUUCGACGACAGUAGUCUAGACGCUAUAGGCUUGCACGGAAUGAUCCACGGGGAUGAUUUAUUUGGAUCGACCAACAAUUGUACGGCGAUCGUUCCUUUCAGCCCACCACACGCGGCUACCGAUUCUCUCGCUAGCGCUACCCAAACCGGUGAUUGUUCGUCAGCUCCGCGUGAUGCUAACGGCGUCGGUUUCGCAGGUCUGGUCAAUUCGGGAAUGACGUGCUACAUGAACAGUUUAUUGCAGACACUAUACAUGACACCCGAAUUUCGCAAUGCUCUGUACUGCUGGCGCUUUCAAGGCACUGAGGCAGAAGCUGUCACCAGCAUACCCUACCAGCUGCAAAAGCUCUUUGUCCAACUAUACGCUACCAAGAAUACCGCCGUUAGCACAACUGGGGUCACGACAUCUUUCGGUUGGCGGACCACAGACGUUUUCCAACAGCAGGAUAUCCAUGAACUCUGUCGAGUUAUGUUUGAUGCCUUAGAAAAGAAACUGGGCACCGGAAGCCUGAACCAAACCCCGUCAUGUACUUCAACUCUUGGUUAUCCGUCUUCCGCCGAUUCCUCUAUUCAUGCACCGACGCAUGAUCUGAUCAAUCGACUCUACCAGGGUGAACGGUCUGACUGUGUACGCUGCAUGGCCUGUAACCGUGUCAGUUGUCGCCCAGACACGUUUCUUGAUAUACAAGUCCCCCUUCGACCGUUCGAGAUAAAUGCUGAACCAUAUGAUAGUUUGGAAACUGCUUUUCGCGCGCUUAUCAAGCCGGAACGCCUCGAUGGGUCCAAUCAAUACUAUUGUUCUCGAUGUCAAACCAAACGUGAUGCCGAACGGGUUGCUGCAUUUCACCGAAUGCCCUAUUUGCUGACAUUACAACUGAUGCGCUUCACCUUUGAUUUGACUACAAUGAACCGAAUCAAAAUCAAUGAUCGUUUCACCUUUCCUUUAGACCGAUGGGAUUUAUCAGAAUUUAUCACGGCUGCCCCACAGGACCAUGCUAGCUAUGAAGAUGAGGAAUCCCUCGAUGAUUGUGGCACAGAGGAUGGCACCGACUAUAUAGAGACCGAAAACGAAUACGAAGUAGCCAGUGGAGCGGCAAGUUCGAACGGAAGGCUGACUAAUGAUCGUCACGUGCAUCGGGUAGAGGACGAAUUCGAAGAAAUGGACAUUGGGAAUGGGGAUAGCGGGGUCAACAGCUCAACCACUGACAGCCCGUGUGACGCCGGAUUCUCCGGAAGUCCCACUGGGGAGUCUUCAAACAACGAGGAGCCUAUCUUGGAUUUCCCUCAACCGAAUGGUGAAAACCGCACAAUCACGGCCAGUUUACCAUCUGGCUUAGCCUUCGAACGUGCUAUCGGUUCAGCUGUUCGUAACCAUCCUAGUCUGAACGGAAUUCAAACCGAUCAUUCCGUGGAUACUGAUGAAGACGACGGGUUUGGAACUGGUGAUGCGCGCUCCGCCUGUUCUUCGACCACCAACUCGUCUUCUGUAAACGGCAGCCACGUAAAAUCUGCAGACGAUGCUAAACUGGGCUAUCCGAUUCAAGCUAGAAGUAGACACAAAUCAAACUCCGGGAGAUGGGCAGGAACUGAUGAGCCUACACCUACAAAGGAUCGAAAAUCGUUGGCUCAUGAACUUUCUGCUCGUCAUGAGCUUCAAAAACCCUCGUCAGUUUACGAACUUUUUUCUAUCAUGGUGCACUCCGGUUUCAUAAAUGGUGGACAUUACUAUGCUUAUAUCAAGUCGUUUACUGAUAAUCAGUGGUACUGUUUCAACGACAAGACGGUUUCCCGUGCUGAUCGCUCAGAUCUUGAAGAAACCUUCGGUUCAAGUCAGGCAUAUACUAGCCGAGCGAACGCCUACUUUCUGAUGUACCGGCGUGUUGACCCUGCUGUAAAUGAGGGAUUUCUUCCUCCAGAAAAGUUUCCUCAGCACAUCUGUGAAAUGCUGGAAGCAGUUAGACAAGAAGAAGCCGAAUCACAACGGAGGCGUGAACUAGAACUGUCUGUGUGCAAAUUUGAAGCAUUUACACGUUGUCCAGCUACGCAACAAACGGUUCAAGCUGUUGUCAACUUGUAUAAAGACCAAACCAUGGCUGAAGCAGCAGAUAUUGUGCGCCAGACCGAUUCUGCUCAACCAUCGCCAUUUGAAGUUUGUACCAGCGAACCGAAUGCAAUCGAAAAUGACGCGGCUAGCCUUGUUACUGUGGGCGAAUUUGCCGAGAACAAACGACUUUAUCCUUUUAAGUUGUGGCUAGAACAUUGUCUCAAUGUUCCUGGUGCGACCAAUUCAAACGGAUCAAAUGCCGUAGUAUCGUGGAAAGCCUAUGAACCAAAAGGACUUACCAUUCAAUUGUCCAGAGUCGAUAUAGGUCAGCGAUUGGUAUAUUCACCGCUCAAGCUAUGGUUUUCCUCCAUGGCAACCGUUGCGGAACUGAUGAACGAAACCUGGCAGCUUUUCACAGGUCCUCGUGCCACAGUUUUACCAAACGACAGUGGAGACGAAAUCUCAUCUUGUCGUCCUUGUUGGAGUGCUCAGUUCCAACUCAUCGCUGAUCAGUCCUGUCAUGGCUCACGAGACCGGUGGAUUCAACAGGGUUUCCCAGAAUGGGCUUUCCUGCUAUCUUCUGAUGUCCAUCACAAUACAAAGUUGGCUUCUCUCUUCACUGAAAGCAUUGUGGAUUUGUCCAACAGCUACAAUUAUCAAAAGGGCGAAACUGCUCGCGUUUACGUAGAUUUAGGUCCUGAAUUCGACAACUUGUCUGGCCAGUGUUCAAAUGAGGACAGGUUGUCCAUCGACAGUGAUGCCAAGCGUGGUCGCUGGCAAUCCGGUGUGCCAGAGUCACUUGACCCACGAACUGAUUCCCACCGCCUGCAUCACCUCGCGAAAAUUGUUGAUGAACAUCUGUUUGUCAUAGAAGUUCCUCUGCAGUAUCCGACCCAAAGUGAAAUUGAAUUAGCGCUAGUUCAGUGGCAGCUCCUCUAUUCGGGCUCUGUACCAAUGGAUUUGGACGACUGCCUACCCACAUCCUCCCCAGUUACUGGUGGCGAUGAGUCCACUGCAGAAGAGUGUCACACCACGUUAGCUGAACUCACAAACCCGGCUGCAUGGUCAGAUUUGUUGCUAAAAAACAAACACUGCGGGACAGGGGGUUACCAAGUAUCUACAACGGCUAGCAACGUCAGUUCGACGGAUUCUGGUUGUUCGGUGGCAGCACAUUGUGGCAGUUCGGAACAAUCGGCUUCUCCGUUUGGCUCCCCCCGUCCAUUGUGUCGACGGCGAACCAACUCUCAGUCACAUUUGGAUCAGCUGAAGACAGAUGAACAGCGCCUGCAACGGCGAUCACUCUCCUCGUCCUACACAAACCUACCCUUACAAGGAGAGAGGGCAAUGUCUGUUGACACAGCAGACGCAUCUGGUGUGCUAACAAACAGUCUAUCUGUAAACAAACAGUGGUUGACAGACUCUUUGAAACCUGUGAGGCUUUGUAUCUUCGAACCUGCUUCGAUGGAUUCCUUAUCACCGUCUUCAACCAGUGAUGCCAUGCAAUCCCUUCGCGUGCGCUUUGAUAAGCGCAUGAGUGUUGAACAGUUUAUAUGCUGUUUAGCCAACCACCUGAAUUUGGAACUGGAUCGUGUAAAGAUUCAAUUGUCUGUAAACCAACGGAACCUCUCCGGUGACCUGGGACAAGUUACUGCCACAGAUACGCUGCGAGUAGCGAUCGAAUGCGCCUUCGACAAAGACGUGAAGAAGCUCAGUCUACGGGUUUUGGACCUCAUGGGUUUGAAGUCUGCGAGCAGUACAGACCACUCUAGUUCAAUCGAAACCCGAUUAUCACCUGUGUGGGAUGAUCGUAUAUCACUGUUCUGUCGAGCAAGUUGGACUGUCGACCGAAUCCUCGCUUCUGUUGCCAUACUCCUCCGGACAGUUCACCAUCUUGAUCUUCCCGUUUCUAGACUGCGUUUGCGAAAGUGCGGUUCAAUUGAACCGACCCCUGGUCCCAUGCUCAGUCCCGGUGACGUGUUCUCCACCUUCUAUAACCCACACCAAGGGCUAAUGGUACAGUUCAUGCCUACGGAUCCCACUGAGAUUGAUAGAUCAAACCUCAGCGAUCAGGAGAUUGUGACGAAAAGUCGGAUCUCACCUCCGUCAGCAUCAGCUGGUUUUGUGUUUGCGCGUCGCUGGUAUCCGUCAACAAUGUCAUUCGACGCUCACUGGCAUGAAGUGAUCAUACCAGCUUCAGCCGAUCGUCCCACUCGGUGGGAAGUCAUCGUGAGUUGGAUGACAAAACAGUCGGGCCUACCGGCAGAUAGGCUGUCCAUCGCCCGUUGUAACUUCCCCGGAGUCACUCAACUGUGGAGCAUGUAUGACUGGUCUACUGACAGCUCCGCUUUGAUCUGGCAUUCGUGCGCAUCAUACAAUGCUCUCCUGUCACCAGUUCCGAACAACGGUCAGGUUGUUUAUUUCAAGGACUCCGAAGAAGUUUAUUCUGGGCAUAGCACUGGUAGCCCCACUGGUCCGUCUGAUCCACAAAAAUCUCAUACACACCAAGCAAAAAUGGAAUCAUCUUUCGACCCCGAUACGCCAAUAUCUUAUGGUCCGCAUUUACCGUCUACCAGCGGCACCCUUCCCACCUCCUCAAGCUAUGGCAACAUGUACUCUAUUGGUGCCACCAGGUCUGAUUACGAACAGCCUUUACGCAUCUACACUGCCGAAGAUGCUUUGCCAUCUAUGUCCUCACUCCAGCCGGCAAGCCUACGACCUUCUUCACUUCACACUGCCAAACGCAGAGAGUCUAAGACACCAUGAUUCUAUUUGUAUUUCUGCUAUCCCGGCUGAUGUUCCCAAUGUAAUCGCAUGGUUUCGACGCUUCUGUUUAGGUCUGAUGUUAUGGAAUCCCUCCGAAUUUUAUCAGUUUUUUUCGGGGCGAUCUCUUUCGGCCUAGUCGCUCCUAACUGAUUUUCUGUUAUCUCACAAAACCGACCAUUUCACAGACAUGCCGUUUUGCACAAAUGACGCGGUUACUUGGGACGACCGUUUCUAUGUUGGAGUUAUGCACCAUCUGACCGUGAUGCCCCCAUCCUCAUCCCUGUUUCAUAUAUUCCUUGAUGAGCAGAUUCGUCUGAAGUGAAUAUCAAUCGAGC
Molecule: messenger RNA, 5292 nt
Organism: Opisthorchis viverrini
Lineage: Eukaryota; Metazoa; Platyhelminthes; Trematoda; Opisthorchiida; Opisthorchiidae
Exons: 21
Biological process (GO): protein deubiquitination
Cellular component (GO): nucleus; cytosol
Molecular function (GO): cysteine-type endopeptidase activity; cysteine-type deubiquitinase activity
Source: RefSeq, a predicted model, not a curated record